AUGUUGAAAAUAAUACUCCUGUUUACGGCGCUCCUAGCUGCUCUUGCUGUCCUUGUCCACGCCCAAGAUGAUCAAUUAGGUUUUGUAAGCAUCGACUGUGGACUCCCGGAAGGCUCCAAUUACACUGAUCCGAUCACCGGAAUCCGUUACGUCUCCGACGCCGGCUUCGCCGACUCUGGCACCCUCAACAACAUAUCCUCCACGUACGUCACCGCCGAUCUCAUUCGCCAGUUCCUCACCGUCAGAAGCUUUCCGGAAGGACCAAGAAACUGCUACACCGUCCGACCUCCCAAGUCGAAAUUCCGAACCAAAUACCUAAUCAGGGCGAGGUUUUUCUACGGAAACUACGACGGCCAAAACCAGGUUCCGACGUUUGACCUCCACCUCGGAGCCGAUCACUGGAAAACCAUCACUCUGGACGAUGCAUCAACCCCGCACACCACGGAGAUGAUCCACGUGCUGUCGUCGGAUUUUCUGCACGUGUGUCUUGUAAACACCGGCGCCGGAACGCCGUUCAUUUCUGCGCUGGAGCUAAGGCUGCUGAACGAGGAUGGGCUUUUCGCUAUGUACCCGGCGGUAAAUGGAUCGCUGCAACUUUACGGCCGCAUUGAUCUUGGCUCCACAUCCAAUCAAUCUAUCAGGUAUAAAGACGACAGAUGGGAUCGGAUAUGGAAGCCAUUUACCUUUGAUGGAAUGAGGAUACUAAACAAUCCCUCUGCAAAAAUCCAAUACGACGGAUUUGAUCCCUUGAUAGUGCCGGAGAAAGUGAUGAAGACGGCGGGGGAGAUAGUAGAAAGCAACAACAGCAGUCAGCUGGCGUUCUACUGGAAACCAGACAGCUUUGACGAUGAGUUUUACAUGUACAUGCACUUUGCAGAACUUCAACAGCUGCCCAAAAACCAGACCAGACAACUCAACAUUUAUCUCAACGGUAAUCUCUGGUUCGGGAAUUACAGUCCCAGGUACCUACGACCCGGCACUAUUUUCAGCGACAAACCUGAGAAUCAAUCCUUCAGGUACAACGUUGUUUUGAACAGAACCGGGAAUUCUACUCUCCCGCCGAUCAUCAACGCAGUUGAGGUUUACAAAGUGACAUAUAUUUUGCUCAAUCAAACAGCUGACCAAGAUGUGACUGCUAUAAGGUACGUAAAAUCGACCUAUGGAGUGACGAAAAACUGGCAAGGAGAUCCAUGCUAUCCCCAAGAAUACUCAUGGAUCGGUCUCAACUGCAGCUAUGAUGGCAACAAUUCUCCCAGGAUAAUAUCCUUGAACCUGGCCUCGAGUGGGUUGACAGGGGAGAUAUCUCCCUACAUGUCCAGUCUUUCCUCGUUACAACUUCUGGAUUUGUCGAACAAUGAUUUGACAGGGAAGAUACCUGGUUUUCUUGCACAAUUACCCUCCCUGAGAGUGCUAAACUUGAAGGGGAACAAUUUCACCGGUCCGGUCCCGCCUGAUCUCAUAGCCAAGGCCAACACCGGUUCACUGUUGUUGAGCUUUGAUCAAAGUGACGGCAAAGAUAUAAGUGUUUGGCACAGGAAGGUUGGGAAUGGAAGUGCGACAGUUCCGGCAAGUGGUGAUGCGGCUGUGAAGAUAGAAUUGAGAAACCGGCAGUUUACAUAUUCUGAAAUCCUCCAAAUGACAAAUAAUUUCGAGACAGUCAUUGGGAAAGGAGGGUUUGGUACGGUUUAUCUCGGCUUCACAGAAGAUUCUCGAGUGGCUGUUAAAAUGUUGUCUCCAUCUUCUGUUCAGGGUUACAAAGAAUUUCAGGCUGAGGCCAGUCUUCUAAUGAAUGUUCAUCACAAAAACCUCACCUCCCUUGUUGGGUAUUGCAUUGAGGGAACCAAUCUAGGAAUCGUUUAUGAGUACAUGGCCAAUGGAAGCUUAGACAGACAUUUGUCAGGUAAAACCCCACAUAUUUUGACAUGGGAAGACCGCAUUAGAAUUGCAUCGGAUGCAGCAGAAGGGUUGGAAUACCUACAUCAUGGUUGCAAGCCACCGAUUGUGCAUAGGGAUAUCAAAACCACAAACAUUUUACUAGAUGACACAUUCCAAGCCAAACUAUCCGAUUUGGGCUUGUCUAGGGUUUUUCCCGCGGAAGGUGGAAGUCACGUAACAACCAUUGUUGCAGGCACUCCUGGGUACCUCGAUCCCGAGUACUACACGACGAAUAGGUUAACGGAGAAGAGUGACGUGUAUAGUUUCGGAGUUGUGCUUUUGGAGAUCAUAACAGGUAGAAAUCCACUAGGAGAAAGCGACAAUAUCUAUGUGGUUAAGUGGGUUACUACAAUGUUGGAAGACAAUGGAGAUAUUGCAAGUAUUGUGGAUCCGAGGUUAGUCGAAAACUUCGAUAUUAAUUCAGCAUGGAAAGUGGUUGAAUUAGGAAUGGCGUGCGUAGAACAUGAUUCAGCAAAUAGGCCAACCAUGGCUUCAGUGGCAUCUGAGCUAAAUAUGUGUUUAAUGGAGAUCACUACAAAUAACCGUGGCGACCAAUCGACGGUAGAAGGAAAGGACUCAAUGCCUCUUAAUGUGGAAAGUGAUUUAUAUCCUAGUGCAUGUUAG
Molecule: messenger RNA, 2559 nt
Organism: Ipomoea triloba (trilobed morning glory)
Lineage: Eukaryota; Viridiplantae; Streptophyta; Magnoliopsida; Solanales; Convolvulaceae
Product: putative leucine-rich repeat receptor-like protein kinase At2g19210
Exons: 12
Coding region: 1-2559 (852 amino acids)
Biological process (GO): protein phosphorylation
Molecular function (GO): protein kinase activity; protein binding; ATP binding
Source: RefSeq, a predicted model, not a curated record